Molecule: messenger RNA, 2771 nt
Organism: Nymphaea colorata (pocket water lily)
Lineage: Eukaryota; Viridiplantae; Streptophyta; Magnoliopsida; Nymphaeales; Nymphaeaceae
Product: cysteine-rich receptor-like protein kinase 2
Exons: 9
Coding region: 585-2507 (640 amino acids)
Biological process (GO): protein phosphorylation
Molecular function (GO): protein kinase activity; ATP binding
Source: RefSeq, a predicted model, not a curated record
CUUCCUUCCUACUCGCUAGGCGGCGUCUUUCUUCCUGUAGGGUUUUCGCGGCAACUCAGAUGCAUUGCUGCUUCUUCCCGACUCUCCUUUUUUCAAUUGUUUUUUACGUUCUUUCAUGUGAUCUCGGCGGGUUUCUACGGAUACCGUCCGAGUUUCUUCCACAGGCAGUAUUUUAGCUUCUGCUUGAAAGCCCUUAUGCAGAACAUUUUGUUUCAUACUUUCAGGAUUUUCAGUAGAUUGAGUCUUCUUCAAUAUAUAAUUAUGAUUUAGGUUGAACUGUGAAUAUGAAUUGGUUCUACUGUUUAUCCUGCAACUACUACUUCAAGGUUCAGAAUCUGCACAUGAUUUUGUGCCUUAGUGUUACACAUUGUCGAGGUCACAAGGAAUUGUAUUAGACCUUUUAUGCAGGGCUUUUAGAUCAGAUGCUGAUUGCUUCCGUAGGUGACCAAUAGAAUCGAGCUGAUGUAUACAUAAAAGUGAUCCAGCUUAGUCCACCCUCUGCUCCCUUCCCCUGCUUUGCUUUUUGAUCUCUCCUCUUCUCUGAUCUUGUUGUAUUUUUAAGCAGUUUAAACUCUGCAGAGUAAAUGAGAAAAGUCUUCUUAACUUUUCUAUUUAGUUUGCUAAUCAGUGGGCUUUGUCCUUUCAGCCCUGCAGAUGCAAGCCCACAAUCUGUCCUCUUAAACAAAGGCUGCAGCCAAUACAAUGUGGCCAACACAGCUACUUUCUUCCAAAACCUUAAUUCCUCCUUCAAUGAUCUACGUGCCCAAUUGAAUUCGAAAAAGUUUGCCACAACCGAGAAAGCCCAAGGGUCAGACCCAGUCUAUGUCUUAGCACAGUGCCGGGACUACCUCUCUACAUCUGACUGCUUGUCUUGUUUCACAACAGCUGAACUUCAGAUACGCAAUUGUUCAUCUGCAAACGGUGCUAGAGUCAUCUAUGAUGGCUGUUUCAUAAGAUAUGAAAGCAAUAAUUUCUUUGACCAGACAACCUUACCAGGAAAUGUUGCCUUGUGUGGAAACCAGACUGCAACCCAGAAAGGGACCUUUAUUCAACUUGCUGAUAGAGUCUUAAGUGAUCUAGCUUCUGCGACUCCAAAAAUCCAUGGUUAUUUUGCUGCUGUAAAGUCCGAAGGAAGUCAGAAUACUGUUGUGUAUGCUGUUGCCCAAUGCAUACUGACUGCUUCUGAAAGUGAAUGUACGAAUUGCCUGAAUGUUGCGUAUACCAACAUAAAAAGUUGUCCACCAGAGGCUGAUGGACGAGCUGUGGAUGCUGGGUGUUUCAUGAGAUAUUCAAGUUCACCUUUCUUUUUGGACAACCAGACCGUUGAUAUCACAAGUUUCCUCGGCAAAAAUGGUUCAAGCAAGAAAUAUAUCCUUGGAGGUGUCCUUGGUGGAGGAGCUCUAGUUGUUAUCUUAGCUCUUUCAUUCUUCAUUUUUUGGCGGCAAUCCAGAAAAGCACCUUCUGCUAAAGGAGACAUAUUAGUUGCGACUGAACUGCAAGGCCCAAUGAACUUCCAUUAUUCUGAUCUUAGAACUGCCACAAGUAAUUUCAGCCUAGAGAACAAGCUUGGUGAAGGAGGCUUUGGGGAGGUUUACAAGGGUAUCCUUAAGAAUGGAAAGGUGGUAGCUGUCAAGAAACUAGCAAUAGAGAAGUCACAGAAGGCAAAGGAUUCAUUUGAGGGUGAAGUGAAACUUAUUAGCAAUGUGCAUCACAGGAAUCUUGUUCGGCUUCUUGGUUGUUGCAGCAAAGGCCCUGAUAUGAUGCUUGUAUAUGAGUACAUGCCCAACAAAAGCCUUGACAUAUUCUUAUUUGGUGACCAGCAAGGCACACUAAACUGGAAGCAGCGGUUUGGCAUAAUUGUUGGGAUGGCAAGAGGCCUUGCAUACUUGCAUGACGAAUUCCAUGUGUGCAUUAUACAUCGCGACAUCAAGUCAAGCAAUAUACUUCUUGAUAACGAUUUUCAGCCUAAGAUUGCUGAUUUUGGACUUGCAAGGCUUCUUCCAGAAGGCCAAAGCCAUCUUAGCACCAGAUUUGCAGGAACCUUGGGUUACACUGCACCUGAAUAUGCAAUCCAUGGGCAAUUGUCAGAGAAAGUGGACACUUACAGCUUUGGUGUGGUUGUCCUGGAAAUCGUAAGUGGUCGAAGGAGCAAUGACAUAAAACUGGAGCCCGUUACUCAAUAUCUGCUUGAGUGGGCAUGGAGAUUAUAUGAGUCAGACUCACUUUUAGAAUUAGUGGAUCAGCACUUUGACCCAAAUGAGUUCACAGAAGAGGAAAUGAUUAAGGUGAUUAAGAUAGCGCUUCUUUGUACCCAGUCUGCUGUCUCCAUGAGGCCAACAAUGUCCGAGGUGGUAGUUAUGCUCCUAAAUAAAGGGGAGUUGGGUUUGAGCAAGCCAACAAGACCAACUUUCAUAGAUGCCACAAACAGAGUUCGUGGUGAUACAUCUACAUCAAGUGCCUCAUGCAAAUCUAACGCCACAAUGUCAAUGUCCCUUGGAGCUCGUUGAGUUCUCUUCCUCCUCCUCAUAUUCUUCCAGGCCACAGGAAGCUGGUAAAAGUCUGGUUCAGUUAAGUAAGCACCAUUCGUCCAUGGUCUUCUUUUUCGUCAGUAACUUGUAUGUCUUGUUGUGUGGUGAUGUUGAAAUUUAUCUAUCUAAAAGAAGAAUGAUGGUUAUAAUUUGAGCAUAUAUGUACAUGUGAAAAUGAAUGUUUGCCCAGUAAUGUAAAUGUUUAUCCAUUGUUAUAUAAAAAAAUAUUAUGUUGUAUUUGUU